Molecule: messenger RNA, 1735 nt
Organism: Sturnus vulgaris (Common starling)
Lineage: Eukaryota; Metazoa; Chordata; Aves; Passeriformes; Sturnidae
Gene: OTUD3
Product: OTU deubiquitinase 3
Biological process (GO): protein K6-linked deubiquitination; protein K11-linked deubiquitination; protein stabilization
Molecular function (GO): cysteine-type deubiquitinase activity
Source: RefSeq, a predicted model, not a curated record
AUGGGGGCUGAGCAGCCACGGGCUGGGGUGGAACACGGUCCUCGUGUAGAACGGCAGCACAAAGCGCCCACCCGUGCGGUCAGUGCGAGGCGUCACCCCGUGUCCGGUGCCGCGGUCCCGGCGGUCCCGGCGGGGAUGUCCCGCAAACAGGCGGCCAAGGCCCGGCCCGCCGCCAGGAAGGGCCGCCGGCCCCGGCAUUCUCCCACCGGGCCGGCACCGGGCCCCGCUCCGGGCGACAGCGGCGGCCUCGCCGGGCAGCUCCGGGCCCUCGGCCUCAAGCUGCGGGAGGUGCCGGGAGAUGGUAACUGCUUGUUCCGUGCCCUGGGGGACCAGCUGGAGGGGCACUCCCGGAACCACCUGCAGCACCGGCAGGACACGGUGCAGUUCAUGGUGAGGCAGCGCGGGGACUUCGAGCCCUUCGUGGAGGAUGAUGUGCCCUUUGACAAACAUGUUGCCAAUUUGGCCAAGCCUGGUACUUUUGCUGGCAAUGAUGCUAUCGUGGCCUUUGCAAGGAACAAUCAAAUGAAUGUGGUUAUUCAUCAGCUCAACGCUCCACUGUGGCAGAUCCGGGGCACAGACAGGAGCGAUGCCAGGGAGCUGCACAUCGCCUACAGGUACGGGGAGCACUACGACAGCGUCAGGAGGAUCAGCGACGACUCGGAAUCUCCAGCCUACCUUCGGAUGGAGAUGCUUUGCAAGAACGAUUCGAGUAAGGCAGAGGAAGUGAAGGCACAGAAGGGUGGCUCUGAAGAUGAGACUGAAGUGGAGAGGGAAGAUGCUGUACAAAAAGUGUGCAAUGCUACUGGGUGUUCAGACACGGAUUUAGUAAGCCACAUUCUGGAAGUGGAGGACUACAAUGUGGAAUCUGCAAUAUUUGCCAUCUUGCAGGUGAAGGAAGGGGAAGGAACAGGUACCGAGGAGCAGCAGGAGCCCCAGGGCAGGGAGCAGAAAUCCUGCAGCAGCAGGACACUGUGGGAAGAGAAUGGAACUGGUUCAAGAAUCUUUGGAAAUCAGAGUUUGCAUCAAGGUGAAGCAGAAAACGCCAAGGGACGAGCUGGAUCCAGGGAAGAGAACCGGGCCAGCAGAAACCCAAAGGUAGCCAAGAAGCAAAGGAAGAAGCAGCAGUGGCUGGAGAAGAAGAAGCAGCAGGAGGAGAGGCACCGGCAGAAGGUCCUGGCCAGCAAGAGGGACAGUGCAGACACCAGGACAGAGGCAGAGCCAGCCAACCACGUCACCCUGGUGAAGGCCAUGGCAGCCCUAAACAUAUGACUCAGUGCUCUGAUGAGUAAAGCAAAUAAAACUGAUGAAGACAAAAUUCCCCCGGGAGAAUUUCCAGGCACUCAUGGUUAUCUUAAAAUCCAUCUCUGCUGAGAUUUCCAAGCACAAGAGAACUUCCUCUUCCUUUACUUGUGAGGAGGACAAUUGCUCAUUGAUUCUGCAUCAACCUGUGGUGAGAAGAGUUGUUUAAACUUAACAGGAAGUAGAGACUUGGGUCUAUAAUCUUGGGGUUAGAUGAUGAUAAGAAUCUUUUAUUUACACAACAGUGUCAGAUUUGUUUUGACAUCUCUUGAUGUGCCUGAUUUAGUUUUUUCUUUUUCUUUUAUUUGGUUAUGCCUGGAGGAGCUUUAUUUUACUUUGCUGUCAGGGAAAGUUUAACGGAUCUCAACUCAGGAAUAUCUCUGGUGGCUCUUUUUCUAUUUAAAUUCAAAUAAAGUAAGGCAACAGAGUCCCAGAA